AUGGAGAGAGAAGAGAAAGUGUCUUUGGAGCUUAGUGAAGAAAUUCUUCAGAGUAUGGAAGUUGGAAUGUCCUUCAAAGACUACAAUGGUAGAAUUAGUUCGUUGGAUUUUCACAGGGCGUCCAGUUAUCUAGUUACAGCUAGUGAUGAUGAAUCCAUUCGUCUAUAUGAUGUUGCUGCUGGAACAUGUUUGAAGACAAUUAACAGCAAGAAAUAUGGGGUUGAUUUGGUUUGCUUCACAUCUCAUCCUACAACUGUUAUUUAUUCUUCUAAGAAUGGUUGGGAUGAAUCUUUGCGGCUUCUAUCAUUGCAUGAUAACAAGUACUUGAGAUAUUUCAAAGGUCAUCAUGACAGGGUUGUUUCACUUAGCAUGUGCUCUCCGAAAGAUUGCUUUAUAUCUGGAUCCUUAGAUCGAACUGUUUUACUAUGGGAUCAAAGGGCCGAGAAGUGCCAGGGACUCUUACAUGUACAAGGAAGGCCUGCUAUAUCAUACGAUGAUCAAGGUCUUGUCUUUGCAGUAGCCUUUGGAGGAUACAUAAGAAUGUUUGAUGCACGGAAGUAUGAAAAGGGUCCCUUUGAGAUAUUUUCUGUUGGGGGAGAUAUUUCUGAUGCAAAUGUUGUGAAGUUUAGUAACGAUGGGAGACUCAUUCUCUUAACAACUGCAGAUGGGCAUGUCCAUGUUCUUGACUCAUUCCGUGGUACACUUUUAUCGACAUAUAAUGUCACGCCUGUCUCAUGCAACUCCACAUUAGAAGCUUCUUUCAGCCCCGAGGGAAUGUUUGUAAUAUCAAGUUCUGGGGAUGGUAGCAUCUAUGCAUGGAAUGUUCGAAGUGGCAAAGAAGUUGCAAGUUGGAGGAGUGCAACUUCUGAUACUGGAGCUCCUGUUGUAAAGUGGGCUCCCGGGAGUCUUAUGUUUGCAACCGGGUCAUCUGAGCUUUCAUUUUGGGUUCCAGAUUUGUCAAAAAUAGGAGCGUAUGUCGUGAAAAAAAUAGUAAACUCUACGCAAUGA
This is a messenger RNA of Vicia faba (fava bean), 1008 nucleotides long. The record is from the annotation of a GenBank genome assembly. NCBI's taxonomy places the organism in Eukaryota, Viridiplantae, Streptophyta, Magnoliopsida, Fabales, Fabaceae.